AUGUAUCUCUGGUCGAUGCUGGGCUUUACAAGCCUGGCAUUUGCUCAGAGCUGCGUGGCCACAUUUUCAUCUUCAUCGACCGUUGUCCAGGCGGCUGCUACAACACUGUCGACAUCGACUGCAGCAGUGGCUACUGCGUCUACUACCGAGGUGUUGGUUGCGACGGAUGCCAGCGGCCAGUUCACGGCCAUCAAUGAUGCCAUUUCCUACGCCCAGUCCAUGGGCAUCCCAACUGUGACAGUCAAGGCCGGAACAUACACCCAGGCAGUGACGGUGUCCGCUACUGCUACCGUCACGGUCAUUGGCGAGUCGACCAGCGAAAGUGACUAUAGCCAGAAUCAAGUUACCAUCGCGACUACUAGCCCUCUCACUAUCUCUGCGAAUGUCCUUGCCAUUGCCUUCCGCAAUAUCAACUUUGUCAACACGGCCACCGGUAACUAUGGUGCAGCAACUCUGAGCGGCAGCCAGAAUGCCUUCUAUGGUUGUCAGUUUGUUUCCGCAGGCAGUGUCGGUAUUACAGCACAGCCGGGUCUUGCAGUGAUUGCGAACAGCUACAUUGAGGCUCUCGAUAAGGUCAUCUAUGGCUACCCCAGUCUGUACCUUUAUAACACUACUGUCGUUCCGGUGCAUUCAAAUGCCUUGCUCGUGUACAACAAAGGGCUUACUGCCAAUUCGGUGUUCUCCAACUCCACCGUGGUUUUUGACUCCUGCUCUGUGCAGCAGAAGUCCGGUGGCAGUGCUCAGAAUGUCUAUCUCGCUGCUGCAAAUGGACAGGGAUCUGUGGUGGUAUAUCGCGGCACCGCACUCGGCGGAUUCAUUGCGGCGUCUGGCGUUCACGUCGAUUCGACCACCAAUAAUGCGCUGAACUUCUACGGCGAGUAUAAAAACACUGGCUUGGGUUCGUAUGGCAGCAAUAGUGCGGCGCGCUCCCCCUACGUCUCUCUUUUGAGCGCCGCCGACCUGGCACGGUUCUCCCUUGCGCAAGUAUUUGCCAGCGCCAACGCUCAAUUUGCAACGACCAGCACCGACUGGGUCGAUAGUGACGUGGUGGCCGCAAUUGAAAGUGCCGACGCUGCCCAACUGACAGCAGCCACGAGUGUGACCACCUCGUCGUCUACCGUAUCUGCUUCCAGUACAGCAGUGUCGUCCAGUAUCGCCUCCGCUACCAGCGCCGCAGCAACGAGCUCAGCAACUUUGGUAGUGUCUCCAAACGCGUCUGCAGGACAAUAUCGCAAUGUCAGCGCGGCAAUUGCUGCGUUGCCUAACGACGGUAAUGAUUACACGAUUUACAUCUUGGCUGGUACCUAUACAGAGCAGAUCUCGAUCACCCGAUAUGGCAAAGUCACACUACGUGGCGAGACCGCGUUCGAGAACGAUUACACCCAAAAUCUUGUCACGAUCGAGUACGCCGCCGGCGCGUUAACGAGCGCUGGGCAAGAUGAAAGCACGCCCGUCCUGAACGUCAAGAAGACAGACGGCAGCGGCCUAGCCCUGUACAACAUCAAUUUCCACAAUACUUAUAAGCAGACACGGAACACUGCAGCUCUGGCGGCUGAUUUCUACGGUACCGAGAUGGCGGCCUAUGGCUGCUCGUUUAUCGGAUACCAGGACACUCUGUUGGCAAACCAGGGCACUCAAGUCUUCUCCAAUUGCUAUAUCGAGGGCUCGAUUGACUUUAUCUGGGGAUACUCAACCGGAUAUUUCCACCAGUGCUAUAUCGCCACCAAUACGCCCGGGUCGUGCAUUUCAGCACAGAGCCGUACUUCCUCGACCGCGUCUGGUGGAUACGUUUUCGACACUUGCUAUGUUACCUACACUGACAGCUACGGUUCUACGUAUGGCCAGAGUUACCUGGGCCGGCCGUAUUCGGAGUAUAGCAUUGCUGUCUACAUGAACUCGUACCUGGACAAGCAUAUCAGUGCUCUGGGCUGGCAAAAAUGGUCCACCAGCCAACCUAAUACCGAGUAUGUGACCUUUGGCGAAUACAACAACUCAGGCCCCGGCGCCUGGUCCUCGGAGAGAGUUUCUUUCGCCACAAACUUGACUGCCGCGGAGGCGGCAUCGUAUACCCUGUCGGCAUGGAUUGGUGACACCUCCUGGUUGGAUAUGGCGGCCUACGACUCCGUGCCUUCGUACAACCUGACUGGGUCGUCAACUUCCUCGUCUAGCUCCGGAGCCAACUGGACUCACCCUACUAGUGGCACUGUUCCUCCCUCUGGCGCGGUUCUUGUCUCGCCCGGUGGAUCGGUGAAUGGCUCGUAUAGCAAUCUGACAGAUGCCCUGGCCUCGUUACCGGAUGACUCCUCGACACAGAUCAUCUUCAUGUAUGCUGGCUCUUACAACGAGCAGGUGCCUUCAAUCAACCGCGAUGGACCGGUCAUGAUCAUUGGCUAUCAGACGGGGAAUCCUGGCCAGAACUACACGAGUAAUGAGGUCACGAUUACUUUCUCGCAUGGGUUGUCCGUUAGCCCUCUGCCAGUCGGCCAUUCGGAUGCCGAGACGGCCACCUUCUCGACGACUAGCAACCAGAUUGCCCUAUAUAACAUUAAUAUCAUCAACUCGGCCAAUCUAGAUGGGGCUACUCCAUCAUAUGUAACUCUCGCUGCCUCGAUUUACGGCUCGGAGAUUGGCUUCUACGGUUGCAGCUUCAUCGGCUGGCAAGACACCCUGUUGACCGGCAGCACCACGGGAUAUCAAUACUAUGAAUCUUGUUACAUCGAAGGUGCUAUUGACUUUAUCUGGGGAUACUCCAUGGCCUACUUCAAGGGCUGCACUAUCGGCGCCAAACGCCAGAAAUCCGCCAUCACUGCACAAAGUCGCGCCUCGUCCAGUGCUCUUGGUGGCUAUGUUUUCGACCAGUGCCUGUUCGAGUCCGCCCCGGACGCAACGGUUGAUCUGACGCAAAGCGUUUAUCUCGGCCGACCAUACUCGGAAUACGCUCUGGUAGUCGUGAAGAACUCGUAUCUUACCGAUACCAUCAACCCCGCAGGAUGGAAGGUCUGGAGUACGCACGAUGCUCGCACCGACCAUGUCACAUUUGCCGAGUACAACAACUCUGGCCCUAGCAAUUGGGAAAGCAAUGCCGCGGCACGUGAAGCCUUUGGCUACUCCACGUUGCUGACCUCGGAUACGUACCCGUUGGCGGGGGUCAUGGGCUCGACUGAUUGGAUUGAUAUGACCUACUGGGACAGCAUUGUGACCCCGGAGCCGGCCUCAACUACCACUACCUCCAAUUCCACCACCGCCUACAAUGGAACCACUCCUCCUGCGGGCGCUUACGUCGUCUCCAAAACAGCCAUCACCAAUGUCACCACUUACGGUACCAUCCAGGACGCUCUCAAUGCGUUGCCAACUUCGAGCAAGGAGACCCCCGUGGUCUUCAUUUACCCGGGCACGUAUGAGGAGCAGCUGGUCGUCAAUCGAUCCGGUACGACAAUCUUCAUGGGAUACUCCAACAACACCUCCGAUGCCGCGAGCAAUCUAGUGACCAUCCAAUACAAUGCCGGGGUGAGCACACAGACAGGCCAAUCGGAUUCGGAUAGCGCUACUGUUUAUGCUACCGGGAAUUACUUCAAGGCUAUGAAUAUCAAUUUUGUCAACAAUUUUGGAAGAACCACAAACAUUGCCUCGCUGGGAUUCGCGGUGAGGUCUAGCAAGUAUGCUUCCCUAUACGGCUGCCAGGUGAUCGGAAACCAAGACGCGCUGUUGGUAAACGGAUACCUUUUUGCCAGUCAUAGUUACGUCGAAGGCAAUGUCGAUAUGAUCUGGGGCUCCGGUGCGGGUUACCUCCUGAACUCGACCAUCUCUCCCAACGAAGACGGCAUCAGCAUUACAGCCGACAAGCGGAAAACGAACACCACCGCUGGUGGAUUCGUGCUUGACCAGUGCACUGUCAAACCCGCCGCAUCUGUCACCGGCAGUCUCUCUAAAAUCUCCCUCGGACGGCCAUGGAACAACUACGCACGGGUUGCCUACGUCCGCUCAUAUCUGGCUUCCUGUGUCGAGGCCGCCGGGUGGGACGUGUGGUCGACCAAAAGCCCGCAGACAGAUGGUGUGCUCUUUGGCGAAUACCAGAACUACGGUCCCGGAGCUUCAACCGCGAAUCGUGCGUCCUUUGUGACGAUGCUGGACAACAGCACCGUGGCGCAGUUCGAGCUGACUUCUUUCUUCGCAUCCACCUCAUGGAUCGACUUUACGCUCGUUGAGGGCACUCCCUUCGUGCCGGGUUCAUGGACCACCAAUACUACUACUACCACCAGCAUCACCGCGUCGUCCACCCCGGUCCCAAGUGCUGCCUGGACCACAGUGGUGACCGUCACCGACAAGGCUACCGCGUACACAACCUAUACCCCUGCUCACGUAACGUCAACGGACAUGGUCACCACGACCGAUGACAUCGGUACCACCGUGACUCCAUCCGCGUCGUUCAAGACCGUAGUGCAGAAGACAACGAUCUCGACGACUGUGACCAUUACGGAGCCGACUGUGACCAGCACCAAGACCACCAUCAUUACCAAUAAUGAUAUGGUCACUAUCACUCCUGCCGCCGAAACCAAGACCAGCAAAGUCAAGGGCAAAACCACCGUGCUCGCCACUGAGACCGAGGCCGAUAUCACAUCCACCAUCAAGGCGACAUCGACUUCGUUUGAGGUGGUGACCGCCACAGCCAAACCCGUAACCACUACCGACAUGGUGACCUCUACAACGACUAGCCUCAAGACGGAGAUCCCACGCGGGGCGAAGACCACUGUGUAUACCACCAUCACCGAGGGCGACAGCGGUACCAAGACGGUGAGAGCAAAGGACACCACCACCACCGUCGCGGUGACGUCCACCGAGACUACCACCAAGACCGUCAAGACUACCAUCCACUGCUACCCCACGCAAGCUAAACGAGCCCUGGUCAUGGCGCGCGCCAUCAUUCCCACUAGUUCGACGGUCACGCAGUAUUCCACCGUGACCGUCACCGUCAGCACUUCAACCGUCACUGCAGUCCCUACGACGGACUACGUGACGGUGACUUCGACCAAGACCACGGGUAAGACCACGACGCUCAAGGCCGCAACCAGCACCAUCACCAGCGUCGCCGCCACCACCAAGGUCUCCACGGAAACCAUCCGCGCCGUCACGGCCUUUGUGACGGAAACCAGCACCAAGACCGUGGGCAAGACGACCACCCUGAAGCCUAGCACCACAAUCGACACCAUCACGGCGAUGGAAACCGUCACCUCCAAGGUCAAAGUCCCUGGCCAGACUCACACGGUCACCAGCGUGAAGACCAAGGCUGUCAAAUCCACCACCAUGCUACCGCGCAGCACCGUGACGGUGUCCAAGACCGUCAUGAAGACCCUGAAGCAGACGACCACGCACCCGGCUUCAACCAGCACCAUCUUCAAGACCACGACGGUGACCCUGGCGCCGUCGGUGACGAUUACUUCGCGUGGCACCAAAACGAAGACCGAGAUCCUCAAAACCAAGGUCACCGAGACCUACACGCAGACUAAAACGGCCAAGGGCGCCAAAGCCUGCGCGACGAACUAG
Messenger RNA from Aspergillus ochraceoroseus IBT 24754, 5541 nucleotides. Its product is annotated as putative pectin methylesterase. Gene Ontology annotation, molecular function: pectinesterase activity. Gene Ontology annotation, biological process: cell wall modification. The transcript has 3 exons. The record is from RefSeq and is a predicted model, not a curated record. Lineage: Eukaryota; Fungi; Ascomycota; Eurotiomycetes; Eurotiales; Aspergillaceae. The coding region runs from base 1 to 5541 and encodes 1846 amino acids.